This is a messenger RNA of Anopheles maculipalpis, 1101 nucleotides long. Its product is annotated as actin-like. The transcript has a single exon. The coding region runs from base 34 to 1095 and encodes 353 amino acids. The record is from RefSeq and is a predicted model, not a curated record. NCBI's taxonomy places the organism in Eukaryota, Metazoa, Arthropoda, Insecta, Diptera, Culicidae.
ACGUAGUCACUCGAAGAAAGCGAAAGUGCAAUCAUGUCCGUCGAAGAAACUCCCGCCAUUAUUAUUGACAACGGCAGUCACACGUUGAAGGUCGGUUUUGCCGGAGACGAUGACCCGAAGGAAACUUUUCGAAACGUGGUACAGUUAACGGAAAGCACGGAUGGCAUCGUUCGAAGUGUUGGUGUGGCAUCGAAUCCAGCUAGCCGUGUUGUCAGUCCGAUUCAGCGAGGACAACCCUGCGACUGGGAGGCUAUGGAAAGUGUCUGGGAGUACACGUUCAAAGAUGUGUUGAAAAUCGCAUCAGAAGAUCACAACGUGCUGCUCACAGAUCGACCGCUCAGCGGCAGAGCAGACCGUGAAAAGGCUGCUCAAAUAAUGUUUGAAAAGUUCUCGACACCUGCCACUUACCUGUCGAUGCAAGCAACGCUGGCACUGUAUGGGGCGGGGCGUAUCAGUGGAACCGUGGUUGACGUUGGCGAUGGUUGUACAAGUAUUGUGCCCAUCUUAAAAGGCACUCCUACCAUCGAAGCUAGCAAGUGCGUUGAUUUGGCAGGGUGCGAUAUGGUGAACUAUCUGGCAAAUGCACUCAACGUAAGUGACCGAGAAAUAGCGCGAGAGGUAAUGGAAAAAGUAUGUGCGGUUAGUGGCGAUAUGGAAAAGGAAGUGGUGAACAAGGUAGAAUUUAAAGCUUCCGAUGGAUCAGUCGUCAACAUUGGGGCUGAGCGAUAUCGAUGUGGCGAGGCAAUGUUUAACCCAUCGGUGAUAGGUCAGCAGAACGUUCGUCCAGUGCAAGAGCUAAUUGCUGAAAGUGUGGCAUCUUGUAAGGAAACCAACCGAAAGGACCUCUACGCUUACAUCGUGCUUGUUGGCGGCUCGACGAUGUUGAAAGGGUUUUCGGAGCGUUUGCAGUCUGAACUAACAAAGCUGGUUCCAUCACAGUAUCGAUGUAAGGUAGUGACGACCCAAGACCCAAUAUUGACCGUUUGGGCUGGUGGAUGCUUGGUAGCGCAAAGCCCGAUGUUCCAGCAAUCGUGGGUAACAAAGCAAGAAUAUGAAGAAUACGGAGCAGAUGUUAUCCACCGAAAAUGCGUUUAAGUUUGU